This is a messenger RNA of Gracilinanus agilis (Agile Gracile Mouse Opossum), 773 nucleotides long. RefSeq names its product anionic trypsin-like. Gene Ontology annotation, molecular function: serine-type endopeptidase activity. Bases 1 to 741 code for a protein of 246 amino acids. The record is from RefSeq and is a predicted model, not a curated record. The transcript has 5 exons. Gene Ontology annotation, biological process: proteolysis. Lineage: Eukaryota; Metazoa; Chordata; Mammalia; Didelphimorphia; Didelphidae.
AUGAAGUUCUUACUUAUCCUGGCCUUCAUAGGAGCAGCUGUUGCUUUCUCCGAUGAUGAUGACAAGAUCGUUGGGGGAGAAACAUGCCAGGAGGCUUCUGCCCCUUACCAGGUAUCCCUGAAUGCUGGUUACCACUUCUGCGGUGGCUCUCUCAUCAACGAACAGUGGGUGGUGUCAGCUGCUCACUGCUACAUGUCCCGCAUCCAGGUGAGACUUGGAGAACACAACAUUGAGGCCACUGAGGGAAAUGAACAGUUUAUUAAUUCUGAAAAGAUAAUCCGCCAUCCUGGCUACAGCUACUGGACCCUAGAUAAUGAUAUCAUGUUGAUCAAGCUGAAGACUCCUGCUGUCCUUAAUAGUCAUGUGGCUCCCAUCUCCCUCCCCAAGGAGUGUGCCCCUGCAGGCACUGAGUGCCUCAUCUCCGGUUGGGGCAAUACCUUGAGCUCUGGAGCUGAUUACCCUGACCUGCUGCAAUGCUUGCGGGCUCCUCUUCUGUCUGAUGCAGAAUGCCGGGCCUCUUACCCUGGGGAGAUCACUGACAACAUGGUCUGUGCUGGUUUCCUAGAGGGUGGCAAGGAUUCUUGCCAGGGUGACUCAGGUGGUCCUGUGGCCUGCAAUGGUGAGCUCCAAGGUAUUGUCUCCUGGGGCUAUGGCUGUGCUCAGAAGGACAGGCCUGGUGUCUACACCAAGGUCUGCAACUUUGUGAACUGGAUCGAAGAAACUAUUGCUGCCAACAGCUAAACCCCUCCUUUCCCCUUGUCUCUUGUUCUGGA